CCAGGGGGCCGUGGUGCACAAGGAAAUCCAGGCCUUCCUCCCCUUGGUACAGCCCCACCCCCAGACUCCCCUCAAAGUAAUGGACGUGGUCAAGGACAAGGUCAAACAACUCGAACUGCUUAUGCCUGUGAAGGAGCUAUGUUAGAUGUUUCAUGUAUAGAGGGCUGGGUCAUAAAGAUCAUUCGUGCCAAUUAUGGAAGGCUAACAUCAAAUAUAUGCAAUCCUCGGAAGGUUACAGAAAAUCUGAAAACUGAUUGCAUGUCAAUCCAGUCCCUUCGGGUUGUCAUGGAUAGAUGUGACGGGCUAAUACGCUGCGGUAUUCCAGCUAGUAAUGCAAUAUUUGGUGAUCCAUGUAAUACAACUCGAAAAUACCUUGAAGUUGAACAUUAUUGUCAGCCAGUACAAAAACCGACCACUUCAACAUCUACUUCAACAACUACCCAGGCAACGACCCCUUUAGCCACUACUAAAGUGGUUACCAUAGAUACUGUCUCAGAGUCUGAGAAACCUGACCCAGAAACACCUGUAACCAGAUCCCCGGGGCCAGGAAUCAAAACCCCAUCCCCAAGGCCAUCUGUGGAUCCAGUCACAGGUCCCCCAGUCUUCUGCAAGGCUGUCAUCAGGCGUUACAUCACUUGGCCGAAAACUAGGGCAGGGUUAGAAGUCCGAAGAGGGUGCCCUCACAAUACAACACCAGGUGCACACUUUGCAACAUGGAGGUGUGGGGAGGAUGGUGUGUGGAAGGAAGAGCCAGAUCUCAGUGAGUGUGUGUCUCCUAAAGUGAAGGCAUUGAAAAGCAGACUGGAUAAUGGUGAGGACCCAGAUGUGAUUGCUAAAGAUGUUAGUGAGAUAACAGCCAGACCACUGCAUGGUGGUGAUCUUUCAGCCACUAGUAGAGUGAUGAGUAAUAUCAUCCUAGAGACAGAGUCAAGGGUUAAACGACUGCCAAAGGCUGAGGCAAGGACACUUGUAGAGGAUGUCAACCAGGCUGUGGUGCAGUCUAGCAGCAACAUUCUGGAUGACUCGCAGUCUGAAGGCUGGCGCGAUCUCCCACAAGCAAAACGCACACAAGUAGCAACCUCUAUAGUGGUGAAUAUAGAAAGUAGUGCGUAUCAAGUAGCAGCGACUAUCACAACUCCUGGAGUCAUCUCUAAGGCUGACAGGAACAUCAUGGUUGAAGUAGAUGUUGUGUCACGUGACCAGAAGGAGGAUAUACAGUUCCCACACUCCUCCCACACAGGAGGCUCAGUAUGGAAGAGAUCUGUUGAUACCAUCACACUUACAGCCAAGACUGUCAUAGAGUUUAACCAGAAUGGAAUGACGAAGGUUGUAUUUGUGGCCUAUAACAACUUGAACAACUACCUGGGCUCAGAGCAACAAAACAAGGACAAUGUUUCACAAGUUGUCAACUCUAAAGUUGUCUCUGCAUCCAUUAAUGCCAGGAAGGAAAACUUACCACUCAAGGAUCCUGUUAUCUUUACCUUGAAGCACAAUUCAGACAAUACUUCUGGCUUAGACUCUGGGAACCCAAGAUGCUCUUACUUCGACUAUGAAAGCGAUUCUGUGGGCAGUUGGUCAGAGGACGGCUGCAGAGCUCUAUCCACCAAUAAGACACACACUGUAUGCUCAUGUGACCAUCUUACCAACUUUGCUGUCUUAAUGGAUGUUGUCGGAGUCUCGAUGGCCAGGCAGCAUGUGUUUUCCCUGACCUUGAUUACUUAUGUUGGAUUGAUCAUCUCCUUAGUCUGUCUGCUCUUGGCCUGGCUUACAUUCGUUUUCAUCAAAAACUUGCAGUGUGAUAGAAAUACAAUCCAUAAGAACCUGGUGUUUUGUCUCUUUGUGGCCAACCUUGUCUUCAUUGCAGGAAUCACACAGGCUGACAAAGUGGUAUUAUGCGCCAUCAUCGCGGCAGUUCUACAUUUCUUCUUCCUGGCCUCAUUUGCUUGGAUGUGUUUAGAAGGCAUUCAGCUUUAUGUGAUGCUCAUUGAAGUAUUUGAACCUGACAAGUCUCGCAAAUUGUACUAUUACCUAGCUGGCUAUGGUAUUCCUGGAUUAGUCGUUGGAAUAUCUGCUGCAGUUCGUCACCAGGGAUAUGGGACACCUGAAUAUUGUUGGCUGAGUGUUGACAAUGGCUUCAUCUGGAGCUUCGUUGGGCCAAUUGCAGCUGUCAUCCUGGUGAACAUUGUGAUGUUGAGUAUUGCCAUAUAUAUGAUGUGCAAACAUGCCAAUACAGCAUCACAGAUCAAAACACAGGAGAAGUCACGCAUGGAACAAGCAAGAUCAUGGAUUAAGGGAGCCGUUGUGUUGAUCGUGUUGUUAGGCCUGACAUGGUCCUUUGGUUUCCUGUAUGUGAGCCAGCAUACCAUUGCCAUUGCUUACAUCUUCACCAUUCUGAACACUCUCCAGGGCAUGUUCAUUUUCAUAUUCCACUGUAUUAUGAAUGAAAAGGUCCAGAAGGAGUAUAAGAAGGUUGUUAGGAGAACAGAAUGGCUGCCUGAUUGUAUCCGGGUCAAGUAUGGAGAACACAAGGGCCUCUCAUCUACACCUCCCCAGUCUACUUCUUCAAACAAUUUGUUUAAUAAAAUGCUGAGUGCAAGACGUAGGAAGAAGUCGUCAACUAGUACCCUGCCAAAAAGCUCUGGACCCAUAGCAUCAAAAUGGCAUUAUCAGAAUAUGAAACCGAAUAUUGAGAACCAGUCAAAUGGCGUCGAGUCAGUCUUUGCCGACUCUGGCCAGGGGUCAAGUGCAGGUCCUCUCCCUGAAAAACAUGACGUAGAAUCCCCUCCCCCACAGAUCAUAGUGGAUGAUGGAAUUGAUGCUGAUUUAUCAAUGAUUGAUGCAUCUAUAGUUGACAGUGAAUUUGUCAGCGAAUAUUGCAAUGCCAAUUUGGCAGUCACCAAUGAGAAGCCACCAAAAAGUAAACCUGCCGAUAAAUCAAAAAUAAGGUUGUCAGCUAUCUCAGAUAAGAUUGAUUUCGAAUCAGAGUUCAGUGAUGCUGAGCUGUUUAAAAUGACAGAUCGCAAAACGAGAGAUAUCGAAGAAGAAGAAGAAAAGAAGCCUCUGACUUCCAGAACUGAAUCGGAGGAAAACCUUAUGAACAAAUUAUUAGAAGAAACAGCUCCUAAACGUCAAUCUCUACAUAAAACAAUUAGUGAUUGUGGUAAUAUCCAAGGGGGGACACACCCCUGCCCCCCUGGGGAAGACCUAGGGGAUAGUAACACAGAUUUGUGUAGAAGCACUCCCAAUAUGAAAUUCAACCCUAAAGCUGUUGGGGCACAAAGACAUCUAAAUGACUCCAAGUGCCAGGCCAGUCUGCCAAAUAUUAAUCUCGCUUAUGAGGCCUCGGAUAAUUCCGAUGAAGACAGCCUUAAACGUCUAGUGUCUAAAAUCACCCAGUAUGCUAAUGAUGAUGGCCUGAUUACGCAUUUUCACGGCAAGGCAGUGAACAGAAAUAGCAAUGAUUCCAGUAAAUGGUACAAUAACAAUUCACCGUCAUUCAGGCCAACAUCUUCUGACUGUUAAUGAUGAGGUGUGACAAAAUAUUGACCAAAUAUUCAAAAUAUUCCAACGUAAUAAGGUGCAGAAAUGUAUUUUAUAGUGUAAGGUUAUAGUGAGUUUUAAGUGUCUUGAUUAUGCAUGGCUAUGGCUGAUGGACUUAGUCUCUCUUUUUCCACUUUGCCAAUUUUUGUUUUAUAAACAACACCGAAUAAUUUAUGAUGACAAGCUGCAAGAUUAUUUUCAAUUUUAGCUUAUCGAAUGUAAGUCUAUUGGCCUAACUUAAUAUUUUGCCAAAUGGAGUAGUUAAUUUGGACCCAGUUAAGAUUUUCUUAAUUAUAAUAAUGUAAAAUGUCCUGAAAUAGAAAAUGUAUUUAUAUUUGGUGAAAAAAAAAUUGAAAAAAUAAGAAUUUUGAGGAAAUAUGCAAAACUGAUCAAAUGCUGAAACAAGGCAGGCCUUUUUAGACGCAUGUGGAUUAUGUUCUGUGUUUUGCCUGCUGUACAAUACAGUGUAGUUUAGUAUAUUUAUAUACAUGUAUGAUAUUACUAUAUAUGUCACAUAUAUCUGUAUACAUGCACUUUGUAUUUUAAUACUACCAAAUUGAAACUGAAACAAUCCAUUUGAUAUAAUUGGUGCAGAUGUUAAAGGAUCAUGGGAUAUGGUUUGUACAUCAUUUAAUUAUGUCAUGAUUUUGACACAUAAGUGGUAUCAUAAGAGUAGUCUUUAUACAGCUGAUAAAUUUUUGAGCAAAAAGCAAAUGCAAAAGAUUUGUAAAUGGGAGAAAAUUUACUGUCACUCCAUGAAAUUUUUGAGUUGACCACUGACUUGAAGUGACAUGCAGAGUUUUUGAAGCCUAAAAUUAUAUAAAGUUUGUUCUUAGAUAACAUAUCUUGUUAAUAAGACUAAAAUUACCUAUAAAAUACACCGCACGAUGAAUAAAGGUUGUGACUCAAUCAUAGAAUGUGCUUGAUAUAAUAAUAUUAUGCAGACUAGAUUAUAUAUAGAUAAAUGUACAUGUAUUAGCACCGGAUAUCUAUAAUGGCAUUAAAACAGCACUGAGAUCUAUCUUAUAUUGAACAAUUUUGUUAUACAAAUGCUUUUAAACAGCAAACAUUUUCAUUCUAAAUAUUUGUAAAUGUCAUCAUUUUUGUGUUUUGCUCGUUUCUGUAGGCAUGUGUUAAAUCUUUUAUUUUGUUUAUAUGUACAAUUGUACUACAGCUGAUCCCUUUAAAUAAAUUGUUUUGAUGCAAAUAUUUUAGAAGAAACUGUUUUGAUGCUCUAGAAAUGCUGUUCAUGUGAAAAUGUAUUCAACAGUGAUUGAAUAUUUAGUGUAUGAAAUGUUGCCGAUUCAAGUGCCAUAUUUAGAAACUUUUAUUUGCUUUUGCUGUACCUUGAAAAGUAUUAUAUUAGUGACAUUUGAUUACAUAUUUGUAGAUUUUAGUAAAUCAGAGGACGCUGUCAAAGCCAUAUACAUGAUGAAUACAUGUAUUUCAAUCAGGUAUCUCUAUAGGUGCUUUUUGUAAAGAAUAUAGAAAUAAUGUUUCUUAGUACUUGGAAUCAGCUCACAGCAUGAUAUGCUAGGACUCACUAUACAUGAAUUGAAUUCAGAAGUGUGACGCAUGAUUUGCAUAAAAUGUGACACAAACCCGCUUAUGCUGUGACACAUUCUGUGAUUUAUAAAUAUUAUAUGUAUAUAUAUGUGGAUUGUACAUUUUGUUCUAAUGAAUAUUAUAUUAAGACAUUGAUGGGUCUCAGAGGCCUUCAUUUUGAAUAUUUUUUAUUUUGUAAACUUUAUGUGCAAAUAAAACUAUGAAUAAAUUGUAUUGACUAGCUCAUGUUUUUUUUAAAUGUGUUGAGAAAAUUAGAGUUUAAUCAAAGCCAUGUGAU
Owenia fusiformis is the source of this 5383-nucleotide messenger RNA. The record is from the annotation of a GenBank genome assembly. NCBI's taxonomy places the organism in Eukaryota, Metazoa, Annelida, Polychaeta, Sabellida, Oweniidae.